This is a messenger RNA of Dama dama (fallow deer), 3554 nucleotides long. RefSeq names its product sialic acid-binding Ig-like lectin 5. Gene Ontology annotation, molecular function: sialic acid binding. The record is from RefSeq and is a predicted model, not a curated record. Gene Ontology annotation, cellular component: plasma membrane. Gene Ontology annotation, biological process: cell adhesion. Bases 34 to 1755 code for a protein of 573 amino acids. Lineage: Eukaryota; Metazoa; Chordata; Mammalia; Artiodactyla; Cervidae. The transcript has 8 exons.
UGACACCAAGGCCCCAAGACUGUCACCCCAAAGAUGCUGCUGCCGCCGCUGCUGCUCUUACUGCUGUGGGUAGGUGAGCGGGGCGGGGGCUCGGCUGAUCCUCAUCUCGCUGCAGGGUCCCUGGCUCAGGAUCCGAGAUACCGGCUGGACGUGCCGCAGUCCGUGUCGGUGCAGGAGGGCCUGUGUGUCCGCGUGCCCUGCUCCGUCUCCUAUCCCCGGGAAGACUGGAAGGACUCUGACCCAGCUCACGGCUACUGGUUCCAGGAAAGGGCAGAUUCCCCUGAAGAUCCAGCAGUGGCCACAAACAACCCAGAACGUGCGGUGGUCAGUGAGACCCGGGGCCGAUUCCUCCUUGUUGGAGACCCCCGGGCCUACAACUGCUCCCUGGACAUCAGAGACGCUCAGAGGAGGGACACGGGGACAUAUAUCUUUAGGUUGGAGAGAGGGCCUACUGUGAGAUAUAGUUAUGCAUUGAAUCUGCUCUCCGUUCGUGUGACGGCUCUGACAGACACACCUGACAUCCACGUCCAGGGGACCCUAGCAUCCGGCCACCCCACCAACUUCACCUGUGUGGUGCCAUGGGCCUGUGACGGGGGGAUGCCCCCCACCUUCUCCUGGACUGGGGUUGCCCUCACCUCCCUGCACCCCGAGAGUCCCCGCUCCUCAGUGCUCACCCUCACUCCGAGGCCCGAGGACCACGGGACCAACCUCACGUGUCGAGUAACCUUCCCCGGAACUGGUGUGAGCACAGAGGCGACCAUCAGGCUCAAUGUGUCCUAUGCACCCCAGGAACUGAUCAUCAGAGUGUACCAGAAAGAAGGCGCAGGACCUGAAACUCUGGACAAAAGCCAGUCUCUUUCAGUCCAGGAGGGCCAGUCCCUGCGCCUGGACUGUGUUCCUGACAGCAACCCUCCUGCUAUGAUCAGCUGGACCCGAGGGAGCCUGACCCUGAGCCCCUCAAAUUCCUCGAAUCCUGGGGUCCUCGAGCUGCCCCGGGUGGAACUGAGGGACCAUGGGUUAUAUGUCUGCCGAGCUCAGCAUCCACUAGGCUCCAAGGAAGCGUCUCUGAGCCUCGUUGUGAGAACCCCACCGCAACUUCUGGGCCCCUCCUGCUCCCAGGAGGACGAGGGUCUGAGCUGCAGCUGCUCCUCCCGAGCCUGGCCGGCCCCCUCCCUGCACUGGCGCCUGGGCGAGGGGCUGCUGGAGGGGAACUUCAGCAACGCCUCCUUCGAGAUCACCUCCAGCUCUGCCGGGCCCUGGGCUAAUAGCUCCCUGAGCCUCCGCGAGGGGCUCAGCUCCGGCCUCAGACUCAGCUGCGAGGCCCAGAACGCCUACGGGAAACAGAACGUGAAGAUCCUGCUGCUGCCAGGGAGACCAGGACCCAGGACCGGCGUGGUUUGGGGGGCCAUCGGGGGAGCUGGUGUUACAGCCCUGCUUGCUCUCUGUCUCGUCUUUGUAGUGAAGGUCUACAGGAAGAAGCCGUUGGAGAGAGCAAAGAUCUACAGGAAGAAGUCGGCGGAGAGAGCGUCGAGCCAAGACGGCGACCGCCCAGCGUCGAGUCCCGCGUCCCAGGGUCACUUCAAUAAAUCCUGGUUAGACAGCCCCUUGGAUCACCAGACCCCAUUUCUGGCUGCUUCCACCUCAGAGAAGGAACAAGAGCUCCAUUAUGCAAGCCUCAGUUUCCACAGACCAGAGACCCACAACUUUCAGGUCCAGGACACCACCGAGUACUCAGAGAUCAAGAUUGGGAAGUGAGAGGACCCCGCCUCCACCCCCCAGAAAAUGCACCUCUGAGGGACAUGUGUGUCAGAUACUGAUUCUUGAAGACUUGGCUGCCUGCUGAGCCAAAGCUUAUAAGUGAGAAGGUGAAGUUCCUUGGAGUGGCUGAAGGUCACAGAGAAUCCUGGAUUCACAUCCAGGCUUGGGUAAUGCUAAGGGUGUUAUGUCAAGCAAGUCAAAAGAGUUUACCUCUCUGUGCCUCAGUUUCCUCCUCUGUAAAGUGAGGAUAAUAUUCCUCAGUUCAGUUCAGUUCAGUCAUUUAGUCGUGUCUGGUUCUUUUUGACCCCAUGGACUGCAGCAUGCCAGGCUUCCCUGUCCAUCACCAACUCCCGGAGCUUGCUCAGACUCAUGUCCAUUGAGUCGGUGAUGCCGUCCAACCAUCUCAUCCUCUGUUGUCCCGUUCUCCUCCUGCCUUCAAUCUUUCCCAGCAUCAAGGUCUUUUCCAGUGAGUCAGUUCUUUGCAUCAGGUGGCCAAGGUAUUGGAGUUUCAGCUUCAACAUCACUCCUUCCAAUGAAUAUUUAGGAUUGAUUUCCUUUAGGAUGGACUGGUUGGAUCUCCUUGCAGUCCAAGGGACUCUCAAGAGUCUUCUCCAACACCACAGUUCAAAAGCAUCAGUUCUUCAGCGCUCAGCUUUCUUUAUGCAAGCAUACGCUGUGGGAUAUGACUGACGUGACUUAGCACACACACACAUGUGCUGUGGCUGCUGUCAACCAUAUUUGUGAUACAUUACCUCAGAAUGGAGGGAGAUGUCAGCUUUUGAUUCUACCGCAUACUUCUAUUUUGCCUGACUAGUUUUUGACUAUUCUUAACAACAUGUAUUAUUUUAGUUUUUUGUUUUUCUUUUCUGGUGGGGUGUGACAUGUCUAAUUUUUUUUUUUUAAGUAAAUCUAAAUGUAACUCUCUGGGUGGAGAAGAUACUUCCCAAUACAUGUAUCUAACAAAGCAUACCUAGAGUAUAUAAAGAACAUGUAUUUUUAAAUAAUAAAAAAAUUAAACAAUAAAUUUUUUAAAAAUUUAAAGGAAUAUAUAAAGAGCUUCAACAAAUCAGUAAGAAAAAGUCAGACAAGCAAAUAGAAAGGUAAGAUAGUCAAAUGGCCAACAAGCAUACAGAAAUGUAUUCAACUUUUGUAGCUAUUGGGGAAAUACAAAUGAAAAUCACAGUGGUAUGCCAGUUGCACAGUGACAUUGCUAAGAUAAUAAAAAUAAUAUCAAGGAAAUUGAGUGUUGAGGAUAUUACACGAAGUGAAAUAAGCCAGUUGUACAGAAAGACAAAUGCUGCAUGAUUCCAGCUAUAGGAAGUAUUCAAAGAAAUUAAACUGUGAAACAGAAAGUAGAGCAGUCCUGGAGCAUACUCAGAGGCUGGGGAGAUAGGAAGUUACUAUUCAAUAGGUGUAGAGUUUCAUUUUUGCAAGAUGAAAAUAUUCUUAGAGAUUUGAUGGCCAAGAAGAUGCAUAUAAUAAACACUACUGUAUCAUGCACUUAUAAAUGGUUAAGAUGGUAAAUUUUAUAUCAUUUUUUUACCACAGUUUUUAAAGAAAAGCAUUAUAAACUGGAUACCAGGGGCUGGGCACUGGAGGAGUCAGUGGACAGUUAAUGUUUAAUGGGUACAGAAUUCCAGUUUCAGAUGAUGAAAAAGUUCUAGAAAUGGACAAUGCCGAUGGUUACACAACUUGAAUAUGUUUAGUACCAUUUAAUUGCACACUUGAAAAUGGUUAAAUCGGUAAAUUUUAUAUCAUGGGUAAUUCAUCACAAUAAAAAAUGCUUUCUUAAAGAA